Messenger RNA from Fusarium proliferatum ET1, 204 nucleotides. RefSeq lists its product as uncharacterized. The record is from RefSeq and is a predicted model, not a curated record. The transcript has a single exon. The coding region runs from base 1 to 204 and encodes 67 amino acids. Lineage: Eukaryota; Fungi; Ascomycota; Sordariomycetes; Hypocreales; Nectriaceae.
AUGAAACCAGCAGUUAUAUUCACUAUGCUACUGGGCGUAGCAGCAGCAGCACCUACUCUCGAGGGACGGCCGCGCGAUAUGCAUCUUGUUGAGCGUGAGCCUGGAAAAGCUAGCAAAGCGAUCAUUGAUAUUGCACGCGAGGAAGAAAAGUACAAACACAUUUUUAAUAAGAAGAAAUCAGAUAAGGCAUAUGGCUAUAUUUGA